This is a messenger RNA of Bacillus rossius redtenbacheri, 5290 nucleotides long. RefSeq names its product RISC-loading complex subunit tarbp2 (gene loqs). Gene Ontology annotation, cellular component: RISC-loading complex; cytoplasm; RISC complex. Gene Ontology annotation, molecular function: siRNA binding; double-stranded RNA binding. Lineage: Eukaryota; Metazoa; Arthropoda; Insecta; Phasmatodea; Bacillidae. The coding region runs from base 276 to 1241 and encodes 321 amino acids. The record is from RefSeq and is a predicted model, not a curated record. The transcript has 8 exons. Gene Ontology annotation, biological process: siRNA processing; regulation of regulatory ncRNA processing.
GAGUAAAGGGUUUGUAUUAACGUCAUAUAAAAAUUUGGGUUUUGUAUUGUGGUUGUAAUUACAUAGGAGCAAACCACGACUUUUAGUAUUUACAUUGAUGUGUUGUUUAAAUUUUACGAAAAUCGAUUACCGUUUCUUGGUACCGGUAUUGCAGUACGAGGAUUUGACGUUUGAUUACUUUACAGUAGUAGUUUAUCUUAUUUACGUCCCAUUUUGUUUGUUCUUAAAAUUUUCAAAUAACUUCACCACAUAGCUCUUGAAAGUGUUGGGUGACAAUGGCAGUCGGUAAAACUCCCGUUUCCGUUCUGCAGGAGCUGUUGAGUCGUCGGGGCACCACUCCUAAGUAUGAACUGGUGCAAAUUGAGGGCGCCAUUCAUGAACCGACGUUUCGAUACAGAGUCACCGUUGCAGAUAUUGUUGCAAUGGGAAUCGGAAGAUCAAAAAAAGAGGCAAAACAUGCAGCUGCAAAAGCAAUUCUCGACAAAAUUGUUGUCGAAGGUACUGAAGAUGGAAUUGGGAACAACUUGAUUCCAGAAAUGAAGAAUGAAAUUGUCUCCCCGUACGACGACAAGAUUCCCGGGAAUCCUAUUGGGAACUUGCAAGAAAUGUGCAUGUCACGUCGCUGGCCCCCGCCGAGCUACGAGCUCGUGAAUGAAGAAGGCCUGCCUCACGAAAGGCUUUUCACCAUUGCCUGCACGGUUUUCAAACAGAGAGAGCUAGGAACAGGGAAGUCCAAGAAGCUGGCGAAACGCCAGGCAGCUCAUAAAAUGCUGGAGAAACUGCAAGAUGUCCAGAGUGUUCCGUCGGCCAUGUCACCAGGUCUGGACGAUGACGACGAUGAGAUUGCCCAUAGUGUGCCCAAUGGUGUUUCCCGCUAUGCUGACUUAAAAGACAGUAAAAUCUCGACCAUGACGUCAACGCAAAGUCACAAAGUGUCGCAGUUCCAUAAGAACCUGAAGAUGUCAUCAGGGCCCAAACUGUCAGAGUUGCAGGCCACUGCCUUGAACAAUGUAGAGUUCAACUAUGUUCAGCUGCUACAGGAGAUAGCCACUGAGCAAGAUUUUGAAGUGACCUACGUGGAUAUAGAAGAGAAGUCCAUCAAAGGGAAGUCCCAGUGUCUGGUGCAGUUGUCGACCCUGCCAGUGGCGGUGUGCUACGGCACCGGUAGCAACUCCAAGGAGGCCCAGUCGGCUGCGGCCCAGAAUGCCUUGGAGUACCUCAAGAUAAUGACAAAGAAAUAAGGUCCCGUGGAACCGUUGGGGAGAAUAGCGUGUAUGUUUUGUCGUGGAGAAUAUUGCCAAAAGGAAUUAAUUCAAAUUUCAGAACGUUUGCUUUGGUGUACUUUUCCAAAAACACUUCAGCCUUAGUCUGAAGAUGGGGUUUAUUUUGUGUGGUAAAUUUUGCAUUUGACAUUUUAGUGGAAUUUUUGAAUCUCCAUGGCAGAGUUUAUACUUGUUCUCUUUGAGUGUUCCAUUUUUUCUGAUCUGUCAAAUAUGAUUGGCAAUCAUCCUGCGUGUUAUGAUGCUAUACCUUGCAUGGCUACGUAAGGUUGAAAGUCCGGUCGGGCUGUCCUGACCAGUAAAUGCAUUUCCACUCCUAGUACAGCCUCCAAAAAUAUUGUUUGCUUUAAUUGCAUUUUUUUUUUACACCUGGACGUAGCAAUGUUCCUUGAAUAUCUUUUUAUCUGCCUCUUAGGCACGAUCUCGAAAACACUCCUGUUAGCCACGUAGUGAUUCGAUCCACUCAUUCUUUUUGCUGCGGUCAGUCAAACUUCAAUUAUACGUCACCUGUUUUGUACAGGCAACUCUGUCAUUACAUCAAAUAUCAGGCACUCAAAUCUCCACAGUAGAAGUUUUACUGAUUAGUUCAAACAACUAAGAUGUACUGACAGAUUUUAGAGAGCCAUAUAGGUGUCUAUAAAAUCAAAGUUUGGCUGAAUUUGAUCAAUUUAGAACCGAAAGUAAGAUAUAAGAUAUGUAGAGAACAAUAUGUGCUGAAUGAUGGCUACAAUUGCAUUGGUUAUUAUUUAAUGUUGAUUUGUAGAUAAGUAAUACACAAGAGGGUCUCUUCCCGACUCCUGUACUCCCCCCCCUUUUCCCCCCUUUCCCCCCCUUUCCCAUCAUUAACAUUACAACUGGCUGACAUGUGCUAGCCUAGCUUCUCGCUUGUAGUUAAUAUGUUCAGUGUUCAGCAACGAACGUAUUUCCGUAAGAUAGUUUGUUCAAUACACCAUUUUUUAUUCUUUAUUAUCUUAGUUGUUAGAUUUGUUUAAUAUGAAUAACCAAUCUAACUAUAAACCUAAUUGUGGAUAAAAAAAAACUACUGGUGUUUGGUAUCACAUUUUUCCUAAAUGCAAAGGUAUUUGGAAGUUUGCAUUCCUAUCUGUAAUUGAUAAAAACCAUUUUAAUCCCAGUAAAAUGCUGGGGUCUGUUCUGAACAGUUUUGCAAUGAUUACGAACGAAACUUGUGAAAUGAACUUUUGGGACUACGUUUAAGAAAAGUCUUGCGCACAGUGCUGUUUCAUCUUUGCCCAUUGCAAACUGGCUGGCGAAAUAUUUUUUUGGGUUCGUACCCCAUCACUAGCAUUAUCGAUUGCAUUCUUACCAGCCAAAUUUCAGAAAUGUUACAAAGUACAAGUUUAAGACAGUAUUAUUAGAGUAUUAGGUAUGGAAUUGUUAUAUUGAUUCAUUUAUUGAAAGUGUUUAACCGCAAAGAUAAGACUUUCAUGACAUUAAUUUCUUUGUAUUAUUUAUUAUUAAAUGAGUGAUUUAUUGAAUUAUUUAAUUUAUAUAUGAAUUUAAUAAAUAAUGAAAUAAUUUAAUUUACUUCUUUGAUUGAUUAGCAGUAACCGAAGUAAUAAAUAGCAUUGAGGAAAUUUCUUUCUUAGUAGGACUUAAACAAGAAAUAGUUGCUAAUAGGGAUCACCUAGCUUAAGAGUAAAUUAUUUAAUAAUAUUGAAAGAACAAUUUUUUUUCUUAGGCAUGGUUUUUAUGUUUACGAUAAUUAUUUUAUGUAAUUGAAAUACCUGGCGUGUGUGUGUAGACUAGGAAUUAUAGUUUAUGUUAUUUAUACAAAUGUCUCCGAAAUCUUCAUAAAACAAAGAUAUGAGCAGCUCUAGCUUUAUCAAAAUAUGUAUUCAUAAAAUGAUGAAACCUGAAUUAUAAAAUAUAAAACAAACCAUAUAAGAAUUUUUUUUGUGGUUGCCACAUUAUAAAUUUUUAUUAUGUAUUUAUUAUUUAUUUAACUUAGGCUAAUUCAGGAUAUUUUUUCUUUAUUAUGAUUGCUGUCAGGCUUAAAAACCAUAUUUUUAGUGUUCUGUCUGAAAGAGCUAGACUCCUGAAGCUGAAGGGCUCACACAAGUUACUGUACCGGGUCACCUUUAUGUGCAGAGCACAAUUUAUUCUUAGGUCAAAAAUGAAUUGAAAUGAAUACUUAUAUAGAGGCAUUGAAAGGCUCUUUUUUUUUUAGUUUCAUGUUUUUAAGUUUAAAUGACUUGUUUUCUUGUAAAGCUCUGCAAACAGUUUGGCAGGCAGGAAGCCACCAUGUUAUGUAAUUCUUAAUUAUUAUGCGCUGCAGUUUGUAGUGUCCCAUAGUUUUGCUAUCCUAACAUGAAACUAGUUUUAAAAUUAUGUUAAACGAGAGUUACGUUAUGGGUGUACGUUCACUUCCAGUCCUGCCAAUGUCCCAGCCCUUCCAGUUGUCACAUGCUUGUAGCCAAUGAAUACACAGCAUGUGGGAAUGUCCUACCUAAUACACUUAACCUACCUUGAGUGACAGACAUCUACAUUUGUUAGGAGGAGGAGUACAUGCGUUCCUUUAUAUUUUAGUUUUAGUAUUUCAAAACAAUUUUUUUUUUUGAGGUAAUAAAAGACUUCUGAGCUUCAUAAAAUGUGUCAUUGUGAACAUAUUUUUGAUAUUUGGUUUUGUCUCCUAAUGGGAAUGUGUUUCCUGAGCAGGACGGCCCAUGUGCAGAAGCUGUCUUUUCUGUUGAGACAAAUGGUGUCAAUAUGUACAAGCUAUACUUUGCAUAGAAUUAGUGGAAUUUUUCCCAAAUGUUUCUUGUAUUGAACACAAUGUAAGUGGGUGAGUUUCCUGUCCGUGAGUUUUGUUUGUAGUGUAGUGUGUCUUCAGUGUGUAGAUUAUAUAAUAGUGGCGUUGGCCGUGGGCCUUGUAGCCACCGGCAGGAGAGCGUGCCUCCCCUGAUAUGAACAACUUCUAGGAAAAUAGGCAUUAUUUUGAUGCAAAGUAUAGAGGUUGUAAUCUACGAGAAAUCAGAGGAAGUUGUUGACGUGGUAAUGUACACGAGUUGGGUACGUUAAUUCGGUACUCCCAUUGUGAUGGGUGUCACAAUCUGAUUGAAGCUUUGGGAAUGGAAUAACUUUUUUGUUUUGGCGUUAUAAACGUCAUUCGGUAUUGUGUGAAUGUGUACAUUUGAUCAAAUGAAUUAUGUAUGAUGUUUGUAGAGCAUUUUCAAGCAAUUUUUCUGGUAUUAUUCUGUGGAAUAAUGUACCACUAUUUAAUGCACUAUAGAAACUAGAAUUUACAAAGUUUUAAGCUUUAUUAGUAACAACUAGUUUGCACCAGUACUUUAUUUCACUGUCAAGUCAGUUAUCUUGUGGUAUGCAUGAAUCAAUCAUAACUUUGUUACUAAUCGAACUAAUGAAAUGUUUUUAUAUGUAGAUGAAAUAUUAGCUUUCGUAGGUGUCUGACAUCUUUCAAGUCUAGUUUUUAACUAACAGGUUGCAGCUUGUAACUUAUAGGAAAAGAUAACAUAUUUCAUGAGGGAAAUCACAUUUACUUGUUCUUUGUGGGGAACAUAGAUUUUGAAAAGUGUCGAAAAUGAUUCCCAUGGCUUUUUCCUGUUGGUAGCUGAAAUGUAAUCUGGGAUGUGUUGUGCAAGUGGUUUGUGUUGCAGAGAGGGAAGAGAUUGGCUGAUUCGGUGUGUAAAUUCCCAGUGGUGGGUUGGACGAAUGGCAUCAUCAUGAUGGUGCCACAUGUUACUUGAUUUAACCCUGACAAAUCCAAACGCUGAUUUUGAAAAAAAAUUGGCUUUUGGGCUAAAGAUUGUACGUACAUAAGUACAUGUCCUGCUGUAAGUUCUAGCUUGAUAUUUUUAAAAAAAUCUGCUUGGUAGAGACAUUGGUUCCCCUAUAACAUCACUGCAGUUACUCUGUAAAUGUUGAAAUUCUGUUAUGGAAUUCUGUGCCAUCAGUUUUUAUAGUUGCAUUCACUGAUUAUUGUACAUGUCUGUAUUUUGAGUUGAAUAAAGUUUUCAAACUUUUUGCUGGUA